This is a messenger RNA of Dimorphilus gyrociliatus, 801 nucleotides long. Lineage: Eukaryota; Metazoa; Annelida; Polychaeta; Dinophilidae. The record is from the annotation of a GenBank genome assembly.
GAUUUGGCGCACGCGCACUGCGAAAAAAGGCAACAUUAGCUAGUCGCCGGUGUCGUUAUAGUUAAAGGAGAACUUGUGUGUUUUUUUAACGUUUUUCUCACUAUAUCAAAUAUGUCGGACGAAGACCUAUUAAAGAUUUGGGUUGGAAACUUCCCUUACGGAACGACAGAGGAAGAAUUACGAAAUAUAUUCGAAAGCUAUAAAAUACGUAGUGUCGACCUGGUGAAUACCACGGAGGCUGGCAAAACGGCAAGUGCAAUAUUGAUCGUUGAGGAUCCUGAACUAGCUGUAAGACAAAUGGAUGGAUAUACAUUUAAGGGUCGUCCGAUUGGUGUAAGAAUAGCUAACAAGAUUUCCCCCGAUAGAAGAAAUAAUACGCACCAAUUGGAUAGAUGCAAAAUACUAAUUCAGCAAGUACAACCGAUGCUAUACAAUAUUUUGGACAAGUGCUCGUACUGCACUGCCAUUAAGUCUCUUAUAACGGAACUCUCUUGGACACUUCAGGAGGAUCAUCAUACGAAUGGAUUAUCGCAUAAUGCAACAGCAAGCCAGCAUCACGCCCAUGGAGCGAUUAGAGAUCAUAUGCUGACAGUACCGUCUCAGUACGUUGCAGCGGCUGAGAACUAUCCUUACUCUAAACCUGAAGCCUACAUGACACAACCCUUUCAAUACCGGCCGUAUUCUAAUAGCGCUAGUCCAGUGCCACCUGGCGUAGCGAUAUCGAGCAGGCCACCUAGGAAUUUUGUUCAAUCGCCUCCAAAUCAUAUUCGAAGUGCGCCACAGCCUAAUCUUCCCUGGUGA